AUGAAGACAGUUAAUUGCUAUGUGCUGUUACUUUGUUGGAAAGCAACUUGCUGUAAUAUCUGUGAGCUGUCCAAUAUCACUAUAGCAGUGGAGAAGGAGGAGUGUGAGUUCUGCAUUACUGUGAAUGCCACUUGGUGCUCUGGAUACUGCUUCACAAGGGAUCCAAUAUAUAAGUAUCCUCCAGUGUCAUCUGUUCAGCAAACUUGUACUUUCAAGGAGCUUGUGUAUGAAACAGUGAAGAUCCCUGGAUGUGGUGACCAUGCUGAAUCAUUUUAUUCAUACCCAGUGGCUACAGAAUGCCACUGUGAGACAUGUGAUACGGACAGCACUGACUGUACUGUGAGAGGCUUAGGCCCAAGCUACUGCUCCUUCAGUCAAAAUCAAAGCAAAGAAUGAGAGGUCGAGAUAUUAAUUUAGGGUUUUAUUUCUGUUUCAAUAUUUAACUUUAUUGUAUAGAAGUGGCGUAAAGGGGGAGGAACAAUGUACAUAGCUAUGUACAUACAGCCAAGUUCAAAACAUGUUAAGUACAUCUGAAGUAGAGAAUCACAUGCUCUCCUUGGCUUCCUCUCACCUUCCACAGGAAGUUUGAUUUCUGUUUAUCAACGUGAUGCAGCAGAGCUGCACCCCCUCAUUUCUACCCUCACCUCAUGCUUUCUGCCUCUCCAUUCUUUAAAUUCCAGUUCCUCUAUUUGAUUCCUGCUAUCCUCAGCUUAUUCCAGACCAUCCUUUAAUGUUUUGAGUAAUGUCCCACUACCAUGCAUAGAGCAGAUUUUAUAUCUUCUUUUUAUUACCCCCUUCAAACACUUAUAUGAAAAGCCUUCC
This is a messenger RNA of Alligator mississippiensis (American alligator), 822 nucleotides long. It is a transcript of the gene FSHB, whose product is annotated as follicle stimulating hormone subunit beta. The coding region runs from base 1 to 396 and encodes 131 amino acids. Gene Ontology annotation, molecular function: hormone activity. Gene Ontology annotation, biological process: G protein-coupled receptor signaling pathway. The transcript has 2 exons. NCBI's taxonomy places the organism in Eukaryota, Metazoa, Chordata, Crocodylia, Alligatoridae. Gene Ontology annotation, cellular component: cytoplasm; extracellular region. The record is from RefSeq and is marked provisional.